Messenger RNA from Erythranthe guttata (spotted monkey flower), 3890 nucleotides. NCBI's taxonomy places the organism in Eukaryota, Viridiplantae, Streptophyta, Magnoliopsida, Lamiales, Phrymaceae. The record is from RefSeq and is a predicted model, not a curated record.
UCUCUCUCUCUCUCUCUCUCUAUACAUAUAUAUUUAAAAAUAUCACCAUAAUAUAUUUUUGCAGCCAUGGAGAAAACUUGCUAUCACAUUCUUGCAUGUACAGUCAUACUCCUCCAAAUAAUUAUGUCAUCAUAUUGCCUAAUAGCAGCAGCCGUAAAAGAUUCAACCACCGAUAAAUCUGCACUUCUUGCCCUAAAAUCUCACAUCACUUUGGAUCCCGAUAACAUACUUGCCAAAAAUUGGACCAAUUCAAGCUCUGUCUGCAGCUGGAUUGGCGUCACUUGCGGUUUGCGCCACAAUCGUGUGACGGCACUCGCUAUUUCACGCAUGAAUCUCUCUGGCAUAAUUCCACCGCAACUAGGAAACCUUUCCUUCCUCGUUUCACUCGAUCUUAGUUACAACCUUUUCGGUGGUGUUCUGCCUCAACAGUUGUCUUUCUUACACAGACUGAAGUCUAUUUCUCUCGUAGCAAACAGCUUCAGUGGAGAGAUUCCACCGUGGUUGGGUCUUUUAACUAAACUCGAGCAUCUAUCUCUACGGAAUAACAGCUUUACCGGUUCCAUCCCGAGUUCCCUUUCUAAUCUGACAAAUCUACAGCUUCUUGAUUUUACUUCAAACUCUCUUCAAGGAUUUAUCCCACAAGAUCUCGGGAGGCUUCAGAAUCUGCAAGUUUUGGCCAUUCAGAAUAAUCGUCUCUCGGGUUCUAUACCGUCAUCCAUAUUUAACAUAUCGACCUUGGAGAUUAUAGGCUUCACCGGAAACGAAUUGAGUGGCAGCCUUCCAAGUGACAUGUGCACUCAUCUUCCACGUGUUCGCAGAAUUUACCUAUCUGUUAAUAAGCUGAGCGGCGAAAUUCCGUCGAGCCUGUCAGAAUGUUCGCAGCUUCGAGAAAUAUCACUGUCUUCCAACUCCUUCAGUGGGCAGAUACCAAAAGCACUUGGCAAGUUAAAUUUUCUUCAGAUUUUAUAUCUUGGGACUAACAAUUUAAAUGGUGUUAUCCCACCCGAGAUUGGCGAUCUUUGGAAUCUCGCUCGAUUUGGCAUUGAACGAAACCAGAUUAGUGGUACAAUUCCCCUCACUAUCUUCAAUAUUUCUUCCCUCCAAGGUUUGAACCUACAUCACAACCUACUGUCCGGAAACCUCCCAAAAGAUAUCGGGAAUCUUACAAAUCUCAACUACUUGUCCAUCUCGGACAACAAGUUAACAGGUGGUGUAGAACGAGAAAUUGGCAAACUUUUCCAACUGGAUACCUUAAAUUUAGGCCAUAACAACUUCACUGGUUUUAUUCCAUCGGAGCUCUUUAACAUAUCAAAUCUUCGAAUUCUUGGUUUGACAUCUAAUAGUUUGUCAGGCAGUCUUCCAACUAAUUUGGAUCACGGGUUACCCGCUCUUGAAGAACUUUACCUCGGAGGAAAUGACCUCAGCGGAGCAAUACCCGAUUCAAUCACCAACAUCUCGAAACUCAGAAUUCUCGCACUAAGUGAUAACAACUUCGCUGGUUUUGUACCUCAUUUUCUCGGUAACCUAAGAAACCUUGAAAUUCUAGGCAUUAACAAAAACAAUAUAAGGGCCAAAACAACUUCUUCAGAAUUGAGCUUCAUAACUUCCUUGACUAAUUGCCGAUCAUUAAGAAUCCUCUCAAUUAGUGAUAAUCCUCUCCAAGGCAUCAUUCCACCUUCCGUUGGGAAUUUGUCUUCCUCGCUGCAAGGUUUAUUUGCUAUGAAAUGUAAAAUUAAGGGAAUCAUCCCCGCAGAAAUCGGCAACUUAACCAACCUCGUGACACUUGCUCUAAACAUGAACGAGUUGUCUGGUAACAUUCCACCUACUCUUAGCCAUUUGCACAAGUUUCAAGGAUUAGAUCUACAUACCAACAAUCUGAUAGGUUCCAUUCCAGAGGGUCUUUGCGAUUUACGCAGCUUGGUUUAUUUAUCUUUAAAUCAAAAUAAAUUUUCCGGUCGAAUACCGGAAUGUUUAGGGAAUAUCACAUCCUUAAGAAAUCUCUAUCUUAAUUCCAACAUGUUGUCUUUAAUCAUACCAUCGAGCGUGUGGCGCCUCAAAGAUCUGCUGGAGCUGAACUUAUCCUCAAAUUCCUUGAGCGGGUUUAUACCUCCGGAAAUAGGUAAUUUAGUGUCAGCAACCAUGAUCGAUCUAUCAAUGAAUCGGUUGUCAGAGUCUAUUCCAAGCACGAUCGGAAAUUUAAUAUCUCUGACGAAUUUUUCUUUGGCACAUAAUCUACUGGAAGGUUCUAUUCCCGAAUCCGUGGGGAGGAUGAUCAGUUUGGUAAGUAUAGACUUGUCUUACAAUAACCUAUUUGGAUCAAUCCCAAAGUCUUUUGAAGCACUUGAACACCUUGACUACUUUAAUGUCUCUUUCAAUGCUCUGAGAGGAGAAAUUCCCACCGGUGGUCCUUUCGUAAACUUCACUAUCGAGUCUUUUAAGGGUAAUGAUGCAUUAUGCGGAAUCCCAAGGUUCAAUGUACCACUUUGCAACCAUGACGUUUCCAAACGCAGGUCAAGGAUGAAAAGGGGGCGCUUAGCUUUAUUUAUUCUUAUUGGAGUUGUCGCAUUUAUAUCGCUUCUCUGUUUGGUCUUCAUUUUCGUUAGAUACAGAAGAAAAAAUAAGGCAGUCAAUGAAAUUGACGGGCUGGUUCCCACUGUACCUCUAGAAAGAAUUUCGUAUUACGAACUCCUACAAGCAACUGAACAAUUCAGUGAGACGAAUUUACUCGGCGUGGGGAGUUUUGGUUCUGUGUACAAAGCCGUUCUAAGAGACGGGAAAAUUUUGGCUGUCAAGGUCUUCAAUUCGUUAUCGGAAGCUUCUUCGAAGAGCUUCGAAGUCGAAUGCGAGGUACUACGAAACAUCCGCCACAGAAAUCUCACCAAAGUCGUGAGCAGUUGCUCUAACGAGGAUUUCAAGGCACUGGUACUUGAAUACAUGCCAAACGGAAACCUCGACCAAUGGUUAUAUUCGCACAACUAUUGCUUGGAUCUCAUGGAAAGAAUGAACAUAAUGAUAGAUGUUGCAUGCUCUUUGGAAUAUCUUCACCAUGGCUAUUCGACUCUCGUUGUUCAUUGUGAUUUGAAGCCAAGCAACGUGUUGUUGGAUGAAGAAAUGGUUGCACAUGUGAGUGAUUUCGGGAUAUCAAAAUUGAUGGGCGAAGGUGAGAGCGCUGUGCACACCAACACCCUAGCAACAAUGGGUUACAUUGCACCUGGUUAGUUAAUAUUCUCACUUUCACUCAUACUAUUUAUAUAUAUUUUCGAUUGGAUAUCACUUUUGAUUUAUUGAAUUAUACAAUUGUUUUUUGUAGAGUAUGGCUUGGAAGGGUUAGUUUCGACAAGGUGUGAUGUUUAUAGCUAUGGAGUGAUGGUGAUGGAAACUUUUACGAGAAAAAGGCCGAGCGACGAUAUGUUUGGUGGAGAUUUAACCCUAAAGAGUUGGGUUCAAAGCUCACUUAAUAACGAGUCAUCAAGUGAGGUUAUAGAUGCCAAUUUAUUGAAUACGGAAAACGAACAAGCCUUUGAGAAAAACGUGCAAUGCGUGUCAUCAAUACUGGAGUUGGCUUUGAAGUGUUGUGCGGAAUCUUCUGGUGAUAGAAUAAACAUGAAAGAAGCUUUUACAGAGAUGCAGAAAAUCAAAGGUCGAUAUUCCCGCAGGGAUUAAACCUGAAACAUAAGAUUAUGCACUACUGUCCUAAUGCAGCUUCAACGAUGUUAAUUAAGGAUUUAUCUACAAUAAACUGUGUAAUAAUGCAGCGAAGGUAGAAUAUUAUGUAUGUAUGUUAAGCACUUGAAACUUUGUUUGUUUGGUAAUAUAUAUAUUUUUUUAAUUUGAAUAAGUUUUUGUAAUAUGAGUCAGUUAUAAUAUGAUAGGAUCGGAAACUCUUCUGG